Molecule: messenger RNA, 1158 nt
Organism: Dromiciops gliroides (monito del monte)
Lineage: Eukaryota; Metazoa; Chordata; Mammalia; Microbiotheria; Microbiotheriidae
Product: G-protein coupled receptor 35-like
Biological process (GO): phospholipase C-activating G protein-coupled receptor signaling pathway; positive regulation of Rho protein signal transduction; chemokine-mediated signaling pathway
Cellular component (GO): membrane
Molecular function (GO): chemokine receptor activity
Source: RefSeq, a predicted model, not a curated record
AUGGCAGGUGACUCCAUCAAAGGCGCUGUCUUCAGGCCAGGGAAGCUGCAAGGUAGGCAAGGGCACAGAGAGGGACAGUGACUUGCCCAUGGCCAUACAGCAGGUCAGUGUGGGAGGGAUCUUUUCUGCCUGGAGAAGCCUGCGGGACUUCAGCCCUUGGGGGUCCAGAUGAAUCGUUCCAACUGCAGUACAGAGAGGAGCGAUGUCUUCCAGACUGCCACCAUACUUUAUUUGUCUGUCAUCCUGGCCCUGGGGACUGUCCUCAACACCCUGGCCCUGUGGGUGUUCGGGUGCCGGAUGAAGAGGUGGACAGAAACCCGAGUGUACAUGGCCAACCUGGCUGGGGCUGACUGCUGCCUGCUGCUGAGCCUCCCCAUGGUCUUAUACACGAUGGGCAGGGACCACUCAGAGGACUUCCUGUGCAGGGUCUCCCAGAGCAUCUACCUGAUCAACAAUUACAUGAGCAUCUGCAUCAUCAUGGCCAUCGCCGUGGAUCGCUAUGCCGCCAUCCGGCAUCCUCUGCGGGCCAGGAUGUGGCGCUCCCCCCGUCAGGCUGCUUGGACCUGUGCCCUUCUCUGGCUGCUGGUCAUCUGCCUGGUCUCCUUGCCUGCCUCCUGGAAGCAAGGCGGCCAGAACUUUUGCUUUGGGAAGAGUCAGACUCGGGGCUCGUCAGCCAUUGUCAUCUCCUUGGUCCUGUUCUUCAUCCCCCUUGUGGUGCUUGUUUUCUGUUCUGUGCGGGUGCUCCAGAGUCUGGUCAGGAAAAAGGCCCAGGUGGCAGCCCAGGACAGGAGGCUGGUCCACAAAGCCCUCCGAGUGGUUUCUGCCAACCUGCUCAUCUUCCUGGUCUGCUUUGGGCCGCAGCAUGUGGCUCUGCUGGCCAAGCUCAUCACUGAGUAUGUGGGGGCCCCCUGCCCUGUUGUUCAGCACAUAAUCAUUUUUAUCAGGGUGGCCUCCCGUCUUGCCAAUGCCAACUGCUGUUUGGAUGCCAUGGGCUAUUACUUUGUAGCUCAGGAGUUCCAGGAAGAAGUAGGGGUGUUCCUAGGGAUGCCCAAGUUCUUCCAGAACUGUACUCCAAGCAGUCCAGGUGCUGACCACUACACCCUACACCCCAAGGGAGGAAAAAUAGAGGCAGCCUUAGAGAGUUCCCAAUCUCUUCCU